CCAUUCCAGACGGCAGUGUAUGGUGGAUCAUUGAACGCAUGCAAACGUUUCCUGAUCUUGGGAUUUGGCAACUCUCCGCCCCUUUCCCUUACUUGCUCUUCUGCUCCUCCUCCCUCUUGCCUGAGAGGCGUGCGUUUCUGCCAGAGACUAAGAGCGCGAGUCAGAUCAGACACUCUCUCUGCAGAGUUUCAACGGGACACAGCAGCUGUAGAAGCCUUCAGUAACCUAAACUCUCUCUCAACUUUACCAGGUUCAGGUUAGCAGCAGCAGUUCCAGUCAGCUAUGGAGACUCCAGGUCAGAAACGAAACACCCGCGGAGGGACAACCACCAUUCUGUCUCCCAACCGUAUCACUCGGCUUCAGGAGAAAGAAGAUCUAUGCAACCUGAAUGACCGACUGGCGGUCUACAUCGAUAAGGUGCGCUCUCUAGAGGUGGAGAACGCAGGUCUGCGUAUGCGUAUCACAGAGUCGGAGACGGAGAUCAGCCGCGAGCUGAGCGGCAUGAAAGCGGCGUAUGAGGCUGAGCUGGCAGACGCUAGGAAGACUCUGGACUCGGUGGCCAAAGAACGAGCCCGACUUCAACUGGAGCUCAGCAAGGUGCGAGAGGACUACAAGGAGCUGAAGGCCAGGAAUGGUAAGAAAGAGUCGGAUCUGGAAUCGGCUCUGGCCAGACUCAAGGAUCUGGAGGCUCUGCUGAACUCCAAGGACGCGUCUCUCUCCACAGCACUGGGGGAGAAGAGAUCACUGGAGGUCGAAUGCAGAGAUCUGAAAGCCCAGCUGGCCAAGCUGGAGGGCAGUCUGAAUGAUGCUAAGAAGCAGCUACAGGAUGAAAUGCUACGACGUGUGGACGCUGAGAACCGAAUCCAGACCCUGAAAGAGGAGCUGGAUUUCCAGAAGAACAUCUACACUGAGGAGCUCCGUGAGUCUAAGCGCAGACAUGAGUCACGCGUGGUGGAAAUCGACAGCGGCCGCCAGCGGGAGUAUGAGAGUAAACUGUCUGAGGCUUUGAUUGAACUCCGUAACCAACACGAAGAGCAGCUUCGCAUCUACAAGGAUGAAAUUGAGAAGACCUACAACUCCAAGCUGGAGAAUGCCCGUCAGUCGGCUGACAGGAACAGCCAUUUGGUGGGAGCCGCCCAUGAGGAACUGCAGCAGACACGUUUGAGGAUGGAGAGUGUGACCUCUCAGCUCUCUCAGCUGCAGAAACAGUUGACUGCUCGCGAUGCGAAGAUCCGGGAGCUGGAGGAGGCUCUAUCCAGAGAGAGGGACAUGAUGCGCCGCCGUAUGGACGACAAGGAAAAAGAGAUGGCUGAAAUGAGGCAUCGCAUGCAGCAACAGUUGGACGAGUACCAGGAGCUGCUGGACAUUAAGCUCGCACUCGACAUGGAGAUCAGCGCCUACCGGAAGCUUCUGGAGGGCGAGGAGGAGAGGCUGCGACUCUCCCCGAGUCCCCCUCCUGUCCGUGGGGUGACUGUGACCCGCACCUCGGGUUCUGGCACUCUUUCACGUGUGGUCCAGAGCAGCACCAGUCGUACCUCUUCAGGCAGUGCUAAAAAACGGCGCUUGAAUGAUAACGACAGCGAUGCUUCCAGUGUGGUCGGCGGAACUGUUACUCGCACACGUGUUGCCCAGCAGGCCUCUGCCAGCGGCCGCGUGACCGUGGAUGAAGUGGACAUGGAGGGCAAAUAUGUUCGGCUCAGUAACAAAUCCGACCAGGAUCAAGCUAUGGGUCACUGGCAGGUGAAGAGGCAGAUUGGUUCCGGCACUCCCAUCGUCUACAAGUUCCCGCCAAAAUUUACCCUAAAGGCAGGACAGACUAUCACGAUUUGGGCUGCAGGAGCUGGAGGAACCCAUAGUCCUCCUUCUGACCUGGUGUGGAAGACCCAGAACUCAUGCAGUGGAGAUCUGUUCCAGACCACCCUCAUCAGCUCCAGUGGGGAGGAAAUGGCCAUGAGGAAGGUCACACGCACACUAUUCCAGGAUGAGGAAGAUGAUGAUAUGGCCGCCCACAGCACAUGUGGGGAUAGUGAGUACAACCUCCGCAGCCGUACGGUGGUCUGUGGCUCAUGUGGGCAGUCUUCAGAUAGAAACAGCAGCUGCGUGUCGGCCAGCUCUGGAGUGUCGAGUGCGGCUCGCUCCUUCAGCAGUGGAGGGGGGCUGCCUGAAGCAUUUGUCUCUCCCUCACACUUUAUUGUGAGCAAUGACAAACGCAGACAGGCUGGACCCAAACUAGACAACUGCUCCAUUAUGUAGACAAGCUGUACCCUGACCAUCUGUCCUUUCACACAAACCAGGAGGAAUUUAUCCAACUAUUCAUUUCUUUUUGGAUUACUUGUCUUAUUAUUACAUGAUAUUUUUUGUA
Molecule: messenger RNA, 2362 nt
Organism: Cyprinus carpio (common carp)
Lineage: Eukaryota; Metazoa; Chordata; Actinopteri; Cypriniformes; Cyprinidae
Product: lamin-A-like
Source: RefSeq, a predicted model, not a curated record